Molecule: messenger RNA, 1020 nt
Organism: Bathycoccus prasinos
Lineage: Eukaryota; Viridiplantae; Chlorophyta; Mamiellophyceae; Mamiellales; Bathycoccaceae
Product: 2OG-Fe(II) oxygenase
Exons: 1
Coding region: 1-1020 (339 amino acids)
Molecular function (GO): dioxygenase activity
Source: RefSeq, a predicted model, not a curated record
AUGAAGCUUCCAAUAAUCGACGUGAACGCGUUAACUUCGUCCGAGAUCACCGCUCGAGUGCGUUUGGCGUGCGAAACGAACGGUUUUUUUAUAUUACGAAACCAUUCGGUGAAGCAAUCCACGGUGCGCGAGAUGCACGAAGCGUCGAAACUGUUCUACGCGCUGCCGGUAAAGUUCAAAAUGCGUGCGAAACAAAACGCGAACAACCGCGGGUAUUCGCCGAUAAUGGAAGAGAAACUCGAUUUGAACGCGAACGGGGACAGUAAAGAAGGGUUUUACAUCGGUCGCGAGUGCGAAGACUGGGAGAUGGACUUGCCUUUGCGCGGGAAGAAUGUUUGGUGGCCACCUGAAGAGGAGGAGGCGAAAGACGAAGACGAAGAAGAGUCCGAGGCGAGAAAAAUCGGCAUCCGGUUCCGCCUGGCCAUGGAACAAUAUUACGAAGAGAUGGUGCAAUUCUGCGACGGAUUCGUCCCGACGUUUGCGGAGGCGUUAGGGUUACCGGGUUUUUUUGAGGACAAGUUCAAGCCGCACAACGCGCUUUUGAGACCGUUGAAGUACGGGAAAGUGAAGAGCGAAGGGAAACAGUUCGCGUGCGGAGCGCACAGCGAUUACGGCGUGCUCACCAUGUUGUGGGUGCAACCAGGCUCGGAAGGGUUGGAGAUUUUCGACGAGAAGAGCGAGAGUUGGAUGCAAGUCAAUUUGGGCGGCGCGGAGGAGGAGGGGAAGGAAAGCGAGCGGCCGGAUGAUUUCAUAUGUAACAUUGGCGAUUUGAUGCAAUUUUGGACGAACGAUCGAUUCAAAUCCACCGUCCAUCGAGUCGUAACGGACGGAACGAAAGAGAGAUAUUCGGCGGCAUUUUUUUACGAGCCAAGUUACGAGUGCGAGAUCGAACCGAUAGUGUUAGAAGGAGAGGAGCCAAAGUACGAGAAAACGACGUUUUUAAAGUACAUUCUGGCAAAGUACGACGCGACGCACGAGGCUUUCGACAGCGGUGAAAAAAAUGCCUCGAAGAAGAAGUGA